UUUCGUUUGGGGGAAAACCUGCACGGGGACAGAUAGUACAUAAUGAUUGAAUCGCUGUGUUCUUAGAUUUUUUGUUACGCAAAUUGAAUUAGGGCAAAUCUCAGCUAGGUUGAUCUCUAUUAUGAUUGACCUUUUUCCGCUGUGUUUUUGUUGAUUCAAUUUAGUUUAUUUUUGCUUGGAUUUAAAAAACAGUUAGGGCGAGAGGAUCAUGACGACAACAGAUCGGCCAGCCGGUGUUGAAGUUGGAGGCGAUCAUUUUGGUUAUGAUGAUUAUGAUCUUGACGUCUACGAAUAUAUGUCCCAUUAUGCCGGAUAUCUUUCAUUUAAUGACUCUGAUUUGGAUGGUAUGAUUACGACCCGGCGGCGGCGAGAGAGGAUGAUGAAGUUAAUAGGAAGAGAUGAUUACAGAUGCAGAACCCCCAGCGAGAUCAUAUGCGAUCAUCUUGCGCAUCUUGAUGUUGAUUUGAACAUCAUCAACGGACCUUAUCCUGACAAUCUUCCUGAUUGGAUUUCAUAUGACAGUUCUGAUCUCGAAGAUAAUGAUCCCGUCCGUGCGCGGAGGAAGAAAAAGGAACCUCAACUCCUUCUGCAGCUAUUAAUGGAGGAAUGUGGUGUUUUUUCGCCCGGGAAGAAUACUGCCCUACAAUCGUCGGCGACAGAGAAGGAGGAGGAGAGAAACAAGAAUACUGAUUAUAGUAGACCUGAUGAUCAACUGCCCAAGAUUCCCAGAUUAUCUACUCUGGUGAUGAUGAUGGCUGGUGGGUUUUUUAAGUUUGAUGAUGUAUGCCAUGAGGACAAGAAGAGAACCGCAACUUCUGUAGCGCUGCUGAAUCCUGCUGGAGUAAGAGUUUUCCGUGAGGUGAAGAAGGUAAAAAAAUUAAAAAUAAUCACCCAAUUUUCUCCUUCAAUUAUGAUUGCUUGA
Messenger RNA from Oldenlandia corymbosa var. corymbosa, 922 nucleotides. Lineage: Eukaryota; Viridiplantae; Streptophyta; Magnoliopsida; Gentianales; Rubiaceae. The record is from the annotation of a GenBank genome assembly.